Messenger RNA from Phaeodactylum tricornutum CCAP 1055/1, 2275 nucleotides. It is a transcript of the gene GPT1, whose product is annotated as glycerol-3-phosphate o-acyltransferase. Lineage: Eukaryota; Bacillariophyta; Bacillariophyceae; Surirellales; Neidiaceae. Gene Ontology annotation, biological process: phospholipid biosynthetic process. Gene Ontology annotation, molecular function: glycerol-3-phosphate O-acyltransferase activity; glycerone-phosphate O-acyltransferase activity. The record is from RefSeq and is a predicted model, not a curated record. The transcript has 6 exons. Bases 171 to 1826 code for a protein of 551 amino acids. Gene Ontology annotation, cellular component: endoplasmic reticulum membrane.
CGGUAAAAACACGACACGAUCGUAGCCAGUACUAAUCGCAAAUCUUCCUACCUGCCACUUUGGAAGUACAGCUUUUACAAUAUUUUUUUUGUCACGGAACAAAAUAGCGUAACGAAAGAGCCUAGCUUAAUUCUUUUCAGUCCUUCUGCUUUAUCCUCGCAAUACGUAUCAUGGCGAUGCGAGCCGUCAAUCAGCUGGCAGUCUUUUUCGUCUUGCUUUUGUUGACAAUCGAUGACUACCUUAUGGCGGAGGCCUCAUGGAGGCGCCGUAUUGUUGGUGAUAUCGCGUGGGCAAUGGAUGUUGUGCCGGUCAAACGUGCGCAGGACUCCGCUAAGCGAGGAAAUGGGAUGGUUUCACUUGCUACUUUGGAUAGAGACACAAGGACGAUUUUGGUCAUUGGGAGAAACACAUUUUUUGUGGCCGACUUAUCCCCGGGAGACAAGAUUCGAAUCGAAGGUAGUGCGGUUGGGCUAAAAGUCUUGAAUAUUGAAGGCGACCAUAAAAUGACUGUGGAUGGUAUUGAUUUCCCUGAAGGUGUCCCACUUCCUGACGAGAAUGUUGGCUAUGACAUUUUAGGACGUGUCGAUACCAAGGUAGUCUUCGAAAAGGUGUUGGAUAAGCUUACAGCAGGAGGGGCUGUCGGAAUCUUUCCGGAAGGAGGUAGCCAUGACAGAACGGAGCUUUUACCUUUGAAAGCAGGUGUUGCCCUCAUUGCUUAUUCUGCUUUUGAGAAGAUUGGACAGAGUGUCCCCAUUGUUCCUGUUGGCUUGAACUAUUUUAGGGCCCAUCGCUGGCGCGGACGGGCGGUGAUUGAAUAUGGCCAACCAAUCUCUCUCAACCCGAAGACAAUGCCGGAUUAUGAAGCCGGAGGACUACGAAGACGCAACGUGUGCAACCAACUGCUUGAAAAUAUUGAGACCUCAAUGAAAUCUGUAAUCGUUUCGACACCAGACUUUGAGACUUUAGAACUCAUCCAUACCGCAAGACGUCUAUAUCAAAGGAAGACAGGCCCAAUGAAUAUCUCGGAGAAGCAAGAUCUGAGUCGCCGGUUUGCAGAAGGUUACAAGAGACUUCUUCUCAUGACAAACGGCAAGCCACCGACAGAAUGGUUAGAUCUUCAAAGCCGUGUCGUCGAGUAUAGAAACGAGCUAAAGCAUUUGGGAUUGAAAGACUACCAAGUGAAUGCCUUGGUCGGUGAACAUCUCGAUGCGACAAUGAACGUCAAGGAAGUCGACGGUGAUGUCGUACUUUCUUUCUUGCAGCUUCCGUAUCAUAUAGUUCACCUCCUGCUUCUCGUCGCUCUAGCAGCCGUCCCAGUUAUGCUUUUGAAUCUCCCAGUCGGUGUACUAGCUGGUUUGUAUGCCGAACAGCGCCGAAAGCGUGCCCUUGCCAAGUCAAAAGUCAAAAUUCAUGGAUACGAUGUGAUGCUAACCGAGAAGGUCAUGUUUUGUAUUGUCAUGGUGCCCUUGAUGUGGAUGUUUUACGGGUUUCUUCUCUUUUUUCUAACUGAAUUGGAUCGGCCGACAAUUGCUUUGGGGAUUCUUUCGAUGCCUCUGUUUUCAUACACAGGAAUCGUUGCUGCAGAGGCUGGGAUGGUGGACUUGAUGGAUUUGCGCCCAUUCUUCAUGCGCCUGUUCCCGUCUGCUCGUAGACGUCUUGCGGCAUUGCCUGAAAAGCGCCGAAUUCUACAGAAAGAUUUACGAGCCUUUAUCCGCUCGAUUGGACCUGGUCUAGGGGAAAUCUACUUUAAACCUGACAUAAAUUGGAAGGAAAUUAUCGAAGCAUCAAAAAGUUCUGAUGGAAUGGAUCCAAACAAACCCAAGUGAGGGGGUUCUUUACAGCAUCCACCCACACACCACACACACAGGAGACCAGCUCUUCAUGGAAAAACCAAAAGAGAGUUUCCUAUUUUGCAGCAAGAUCAAAUUGUGUGGAAAGAGGCACUUACAGUAUAAAAUUGCUCAGCAUAACUUUCACUGGUUUACAUUGCUUAACAUUUCAGCUUUAUGGGAGAAAAGGAUGGAGCAAAAAUGGUUCACAAAAUAUGUAUUACAUUCCUGGAAGGCAUCAUACUUUCAACCCACCAGUCUACAACCCUGAACAGUUAACUGUCAUUGGAUCUUUUUAAAGUGUAAGCUGGAAUGAAAGAAUGACAAAACUGGCUUGCAAGUAGUCUUGGUCACAUCUGAUAUAUUUGUCUCCAUUCUCAAUUGUUUUUAUUGAGCCAAAUUGGCAUCAAACUAAUGUCUUAGAAAAUUUUGAUACAUUUUCUGUC